Messenger RNA from Ceratotherium simum simum (southern white rhinoceros), 880 nucleotides. The record is from RefSeq and is a predicted model, not a curated record. Lineage: Eukaryota; Metazoa; Chordata; Mammalia; Perissodactyla; Rhinocerotidae.
CUCAGCACAGAGGGAGGAAGGACAGCAGAGCUGAGGCAUCAGGAGCCACAGCCCUUGUGAGCAUUUCUGGAGCCCAAGCUCUCCUCACAGAGGGAGGGACAGAGCAGGCAGCAGACACCAUGGAGCCCCCCUCAGCCCCUGCCCACAGAGGGCACGGCCACUGGCAGAGGCUCCUGCUGGCCGUCUCGCUCUUAACCUUCUGGAACCCGCCCACCACUGUUCAACUCACUAUUGAAUCGGUGCCGAGCAAAGCUGCUGAAGGAAAGGAUGUUAUUCUACUUGUCCACAAUCUGCCUGGGAGGCUUGUCGGUUUUGGCUGGUACAAAGGGGACAGAGUAGAUUCCAGUCAACAAAUUGCAACCUAUGUGAUAGGCAGACAAGUAAUUAUCCCAGGGCCUGUAUACAGUGGUCGAGAGACAAUAUACCCCAACGGAUCCCUGCUGUUCCAGAAUGUCACCCAGAAGGACACAGGAUACUACACCCUACGAGUCAUAAAGACAACUUUGCUAACUGAAGUAGGAAUGGGACAGCUCCGCGUAUACCACUCAGUGGCACAGCCCUCCAUCCAAGCCAGCAACACCAUAGUCACAGAAUAUAAGGACGCUGUGGUCCUGACCUGCCUCACACGUGACGCUGGCAUCUCCAUCCAGUGGUUCUUCAAUAACCAGAGUCUCUGGCUCACAGAGCGGAUGAAGCUGUCCCAGGACAACAGCACCCUCACCAUAGACCCUGUCAGGAGGGAGGAUGCCGGGGAUUAUCAGUGUGAGGUCUCCAACCCAGUCAGUUCCAGCAAAAGUGACCUCAUCACCCUGGCCGUGAGCUGUGAGUGACCCUCAACCUCUCCCACUUCCUCUCUCAUAUAUUUCACUGGUGGGGGUGU